UCUUCCUGUUGCUUUGAAAACUCAGAUUGGGAAUGGCCGACGCACGGAUCGCUUCGCCGCCCUCCGAGCGCAACAAGGGACCCAUUCUCAGUGUCCUGCGCCGCACCCUUGGGUUGGAAGCCGCGACCACAGACCAAGAGCACUCACCGCUCACCGUGCUCGAGAUUGCCUGCGGAACGGGCGUCCAUGCGGCGCACUUUUGCAGCGAGUUGGGCGAUCGCGUGCGCUGGACUCCGACAGACUACGAGUCGACCAUGUUCGCCAGUGUCGAGGCGUACCUGGCCGAGGCGAAAGUGAGCAACUGCAAAUCGCCGCGAUUGCUCGACGCCAGCAAGCCUGACGAGUGGCAGGUGGAUGCGCAGUCCGUCGAUCUCCUGCUGAAUAUCAACAUGAUUCACAUUUCACCCAUUGCAGCGACUGAGGGGCUGAUUGUCGGGGCUUCGCGUGUGCUCAAGUCUGGAGGUGUUCUGGUCACGUAUGGGCCGUACAUGGUCGACGGAGUCAUUUCGCCCGACUCGAAUGUCGCGUUCGACCAGAGCCUCAAGUCACGAAACCCCGCCUGGGGCUUGCGCGACAUUGCUUGGCUCGCGUCGUUGGCCGCCGAGCAGCAGCUCACUCUGGAGCAGGUCAUUGACAUGCCUGCCAACAACAAGUGCCUCGUCUUCCGCAAGUAAUGCUCAGGAAGAUGGCUGAAACGAGUGUUUUGAAGGUUCCUGGUCCAAGUUGUGAUUGUUGGAACGAUGAUAGUUGACGCAAAUCGAGUAUACAGUACAAUGUGGCAAAGUAUGCCCCUAAGAGUUUA
Molecule: messenger RNA, 802 nt
Organism: Capsaspora owczarzaki ATCC 30864
Lineage: Eukaryota; Filasterea; Ministeriida; Capsasporidae
Exons: 4
Coding region: 33-674 (213 amino acids)
Source: RefSeq, a predicted model, not a curated record